Pocillopora damicornis (cauliflower coral) is the source of this 1210-nucleotide messenger RNA. RefSeq lists its product as uncharacterized. Gene Ontology annotation, molecular function: oligosaccharide binding; extracellular matrix structural constituent. The record is from RefSeq and is a predicted model, not a curated record. Lineage: Eukaryota; Metazoa; Cnidaria; Anthozoa; Scleractinia; Pocilloporidae.
UCGGGAUGGCCGUGCAGCGAGCGACACAUAUUUUCUUGAUGUCUUUUUACGCGCUUUUGGUAAUCUUGGCUAUCUUUGCUGUACCGGAAAGUUCGGCCGACUACUGUGGAAACGUAUUUGAAACUACAGCUAACCGUGUUUUACUUGGUCAUGUCAUCGACUCUGUUCUUGACAUCGAUGAAUUUGAGUGUCGGCUGAGGUGCAUCGGCGAAAAGGGUUGCAAGUCGAUUAAUAUACGUCGCAAUGGGAACAAAAAGAAUUUCUGUGAACUUAACAGCCAAAAUCGACAGACCAUGCCACAGGACUUCAGAGUGGAAAAUAGUUCCACAUAUCAUGGCUUUGUUCAGGUUUCCUGUGUCGACAUUUCCAGUGAUAAGAAAAGACAAAGAAAGAGCAGACUGUGUCACCCAGGAUACCAUGGUGAACGAUGUCAACCAGACCACAAGGGCUUGUACUCCCACCAUCCUGCUUCGUCUUGCAAAGAAAUCCGAAACGCAGGACACUUUAAAACAGACGGGGAAUACUGGGUCGAUCCCGAAAAGAAUGGGAACGCUCUAAAGGUCUUCUGCGACAUGACUACUGACGGAGGGGGCUGGCUUCUUAUAUCGAGCAUUGUCAUUGACACCGCUGCCCCAAAUCAGAUGACUGUAGUGUCAUCAUACCGUGGUAUUAACACCAGUCAGAUGGUACUCACAAAAGGUGCCGUGAAUGAGCUGAGAUCACACUUGGGAUUCACUCAAAUACGAUUCCACUGCAGUAGGCAUCCGGGCCAUAUAUUCCAUGUGGCCACAGCAGCUAACAGCACUGGGGAGGCUGUAGUCCAGUACUUCAGCGGUCAGACGGACAUCCAACCAAAUGCUUGUGGCUCCUUUGUCAGAAUGGAUAAUGACAACUCGAUUAUGUCAAGACAGUGUCAUCAGUGGGGAUGGGAAAAUGGAACGUACAAAGUCGGAAAAUGGGGACAUAGUCGAGAUCAGGAUAGGUUGUAUAUUUACCCUGCUUUUGUUUACCACGGACAACACUGGCAUACCAGCCCGCAUGGUACUAGGUAUUGUGAUGAUGGCGGAAGUAGCAAAACUGCCGGUGAUUUUUGGAAAAUUUACGUGCGUUGAAAAGCUUCAGCGAAAGCAAAGCAACUUAUCGAGAGCUGGAUACAUUAUACCAUUUCUAAAUGAUUGAAUCGUUUAAGAAAGCACUCCGGACUUCUACU